AUGGAGAAAAUCGUUCCCGGUAGACAAAAGCACGACAAGCAGUUCUGUCACAAUGUAUGGAUUCAUGAUGAUUUGAACUGCUCAUCACUGGAGUCAGCCGUGAUGCAGCGGAUACGCCCUAUUUUCACCGGGUACAUACUGGUCACUCCACCAUCACCCGCUGUGAAGAGUUUAAUUGAUAUCCUAAACAGUCCGCUUCGAAUGGCGGACUUUCUUCGACAACUGCUGUACGAAUACCCAGAAAUUGCCGAUAGUCUACAGAAUGCGCUUCAUGGAAGUGAUCUGAGAGCAGCUAGC
Molecule: messenger RNA, 297 nt
Organism: Ostertagia ostertagi
Lineage: Eukaryota; Metazoa; Nematoda; Chromadorea; Rhabditida; Trichostrongylidae
Source: the annotation of a GenBank genome assembly